AGCACACUGUUCUCGGUCAGUGUUGUAAAAUUCGCGCUUGUUUAGUGCUACAACUUAUAAACAGCAUUUUAGAUUUUGCAAACUUAAAUAUACAAUUUUCAGUCAGUAAGUACGAAAAGUGCUAAUAUUUUAUUUAAAUGGCCGACGAAACAGAGCAGCUCAGCCAGGUGAUUUUGCCGGUGAAGGAGCCCCUGGAUCUCAUCCGAUUGAGUUUGGAUGAGAAGGUGUACGUAAAGAUGCGCAACGAGCGGGAACUGCGAGGACGUCUUCACGCGUUUGAUCAGCAUUUGAACAUGGUGCUGGGCGACGCGGAGGAGACGGUGACCACAGUGGAGAUCGACGAGGAAACCUACGAGGAGGUGUACAAGACCGCCAAGCGAACUAUUCCCAUGCUAUUCGUUAGAGGCGACGGAGUCAUCCUGGUUUCGCCACCCAUGCGGGUGGGCUAGCGGGUCUUGUUUAGCUUUAAAUCUAUCACCUGCAUUUAUACAUGCUGUAUCUAAAUAGGUUUAUAAAUGUCUUUUAAAACAAAA
Molecule: messenger RNA, 533 nt
Organism: Drosophila santomea
Lineage: Eukaryota; Metazoa; Arthropoda; Insecta; Diptera; Drosophilidae
Gene: LSm3
Product: U6 snRNA-associated Sm-like protein LSm3
Exons: 3
Coding region: 138-449 (103 amino acids)
Biological process (GO): mRNA splicing, via spliceosome; P-body assembly
Cellular component (GO): U6 snRNP; U4/U6 x U5 tri-snRNP complex; precatalytic spliceosome
Molecular function (GO): RNA binding
Source: RefSeq, a predicted model, not a curated record